AUGUCCCGGGCCCCGCCGCCGGACCCCCGCCCCCACCGUGACCCCCACCGUGACCCCCACCGGGACCCCCACCGGGACCCCCACCGGGACCCCCGCCGGGACCCCGACCCCGAGCGUCCGAAGGCGCCGGAGCCCGACGAGGCCCGGUGCGACUCGGGCAUCGACUCUCUGCGUUCGCUGCGCUCCCUGCCCGCCGUCCCGGACGCCGCCGGCCCGGACGACCCCGGCCCCGCCGCCGGCCCCAAGCUCGACGACGGCGACGGGGAGCGGACCGACUCCGCCUACGGCUCGGCCUCGCUCACCGAGUCCCUGCCCGGCCCGCUGCCCGCCCGGCCGCCCUCCCCGCCGGCCUCCCCGCCGGCCGGUCCGCUGAGCCCGCAGCAGCUGGAGGCGCUCACCUACGUGUCGGAGGACGGGGACACGCUGCUGCACCUGGCCGUGAUCCACGUGGCUCCGGCCGUCCUGCUGUGUUGCCUGGCCCUGCUGCCCCGGGAAGCCUUGGACAUCCAGAACGACCUCUUCCAGACGGCCCUGCACCUGGCGGUGCACCUGGACCAGCCGGGCACGGUGCGGGCCCUGCUGCACAAGGGGGCCAGCCGGCUGCUGCAGGACGGCCGCGGAGACACCGCCCUGCACGUGGCCUGUCGGCACCAGCACCUGGACUGCGCCCGCUGCCUGCUGGAGGAGACGCCGGAACCGAGCCGGGGGCCCCCGCACCCCCAGGACCUGCAACUCCAGAACUGGCAAGGCCUGGCCUGUCUGCAUAUCGCCACCCUCCAAAGAAACCGUCAACUCGUGGGCCUGUUACUGAAGAACGGGGCCAACAUCGACGUGCAGGAGGGCACGAGCGGGAAGACGGCGCUGCACCUGGCGGUGGAGUCGCAGGAGGCCGGGCUGGUGCGCUUCCUGCUGGGGCACGGCGCCCGCGUGGACGCCCGCAUGUUCAACGGCUGCACCCCCCUGCACCUGGCCGUGGGGCGACGCCAGGCCGGCAUCGCCUCCAGCCUGUGCCAGGCGGGCGCCGACACGCUGCUGCGCAACAUGGAGGACGAGACGCCCCAGGACCUGGCCGACGGGCACGGAGAUCUCCUCCAGCUCCUUCCCUUUGACGACCUGAAGAUCUCCGGGAAGCCGCUUAUCUGCGCCGAUUGAAGCGGAGUGGGGGACGAGCCCCUUAGCGGACCGGGACCACCCGGCUCCGGGCCUCCCCGGACUCCGGGCCUCCCCGCUCUGGUCUUCCCCGCUCCGGGCCUCCUUGUCCCGGGCCCCCGGGCCUCCCUCGCCCUCCCCUCCUCUCCUGGCCUCUGCGCUGCCGCUGCCGCUUUGAGACUGGUUGGACACCAGGGAAGGCACCGGAACUUGGUGUCGGACUUGGCCCUCUAGAAGUCCAGGCAGCGUCCGUCCGUCCCCCCGUCUGUGUACAUAUCCUCUUUCUGGCUGCAAUAACAGCAGAACCGUCGUGGUC
This is a messenger RNA of Ornithorhynchus anatinus (platypus), 1465 nucleotides long. It is a transcript of the gene NFKBIE, whose product is annotated as NFKB inhibitor epsilon. Gene Ontology annotation, biological process: signal transduction; cellular response to lipopolysaccharide. The record is from RefSeq and is a predicted model, not a curated record. NCBI's taxonomy places the organism in Eukaryota, Metazoa, Chordata, Mammalia, Monotremata, Ornithorhynchidae. Gene Ontology annotation, molecular function: protein binding. Gene Ontology annotation, cellular component: cytosol. The transcript is spliced from 6 exons. Bases 1 to 1152 code for a protein of 383 amino acids.